Neurospora hispaniola is the source of this 312-nucleotide messenger RNA. RefSeq names its product microsomal signal peptidase 12 kDa subunit-domain-containing protein. Lineage: Eukaryota; Fungi; Ascomycota; Sordariomycetes; Sordariales; Sordariaceae. The record is from RefSeq and is a predicted model, not a curated record. The transcript has 3 exons. Gene Ontology annotation, cellular component: endoplasmic reticulum membrane; signal peptidase complex. Bases 1 to 312 code for a protein of 103 amino acids. Gene Ontology annotation, biological process: protein targeting to ER.
AUGGCUGAACAACUGCUGGAUCAGGUCCGCGAUGUUGCCGAGGGCCAAAUUGAUUUCGAAGGCCAGAAGCUGGUGGAACUUCUCGUCAACGUAACUCUGGCGCUUACAGGUGUUGUCUCGUUCCUCGUCGGAUAUAUCUUGCAAGACAUCAAGCUGGCGCUCCAGAUCGGACUUGCCGGAACCGCCCUCACCUUUAUCCUCGUCGUUCCUCCGUGGCCGUUCUACAACCGCAACCCUGUCAAGUGGCUACAAGUCGGCGGCGGGCUGGUACCGCCACAACGCCUGAUCGUAGAUGAGAAGAGUUUCAGGUAG